Sphaerodactylus townsendi is the source of this 2616-nucleotide messenger RNA. RefSeq names its product glutamic--pyruvic transaminase (gene GPT). Gene Ontology annotation, molecular function: pyridoxal phosphate binding; L-alanine:2-oxoglutarate transaminase activity. The record is from RefSeq and is a predicted model, not a curated record. NCBI's taxonomy places the organism in Eukaryota, Metazoa, Chordata, Lepidosauria, Squamata, Sphaerodactylidae. Gene Ontology annotation, biological process: biosynthetic process.
UUCCCACAGCCCUGGCCUCGUUUCCUCCCUUGGUCUGGCUCUCAAGGCACCAGAUGAGCUGGAAAGUCACCUGGGCCCUUCACCAGCAGCAGCCGAGCCAGCCCACGAUGGCGGAGAACGGGCUGGGAUGGCGGGACAAGGUGCUGACUCUGGAGUCCAUGAACCCCUGCAUCAAGAAGGUGGAGUAUGCUGUGCGGGGGCCCAUCGUCAUCCGGGCCGUGGAGCUGGAGAAGGAACUCCAAGAGGGAGCAAAGAAACCUUUCACAGAGGUGAUCAGAGCCAAUAUCGGUGAUGCCCACGCCAUGGGGCAGAAAUCAAUCACUUUCCUGCGCCAGGUCUCCGCCCUCUGUAUGUACCCAGAGCUUUUGAACGACCCCAACUUUCCAGAGGACGCAAAGAAGAAAGCCCGCCGGCUGCUGGACGUGUGUGGGGGACGCAGCGUGGGUGCCUACAGCGCCAGCCCUGGAAUCGAGCUCAUCCGCAGAGAUGUGGCUGCCUUCAUAGAGAGAAGAGACGGGGGCAUUCCGGCCAAGUGGGAAAACAUCUUCCUUUCCACAGGCGCCAGUCAUGCCAUCAUGACGAUCCUGAAGCUGCGGUGUGGCCGAGGGGAGGCGCCCCGCAUCGGGGUUAUGAUCCCAUCCCCAGUACCCCUGCCUCAGCAGGGGGCUGGCCCGGAGCUGGACAGCGCUAAAUCAACUACUACCUGGACGCAGGAGAACUUGAUGGGCGCAAGCGUGGAGGAGCUGCGGAGAGUUUGCACGGCUCGCCAACGCUGCCGCUCAAGGCUGCAUCAUCAACCCGGCAACCAACUGGUGCUACUGGACUUGAAUCCAGCUCUUCUACUGAAGCCCACAGGACUUACCCUCCUGGAUACCGUGUUCAGCCCUGCAACAGGGCAGGUGCAGAGCCGCAAGUGCAUCGAAGAGGUCAUCCACUUUGCUUGGGAAGAGCAGCUUUUCCUCCUGGCGGAUGAGGUUUAUCAAGACAACGUCUAUGCGGAGGGCUCCCAGUUCCACUCCUUCAAGAAGGUGCUCUUUGAGAUGGGCCCCAAGUACUCCGAGACGGUGGAGCUGGCCUGCUUCCACUCCAUCUCCAAGGGCUUCAUGGGCGAGCUGGGCUUCCGGGGAGGUUACAUGGAGGUGAUCAACAUGGACCCAGCCGUGCAGCAGCAGCUGGUGAAACUGGUUUCGGUGUGCUUGUGCCCACCGGUGACGGGGCAGAUCGUCCUGGACGCGGUGGUGAACCGGCCUGAGCCCGGAGAUCCUUCCUACCAACAGUUCAACCAGGAAAAGCAAGCAGUGCUGGACGCCCUCGCCCAGAAGGCACGGCUCACGCAGGAGACCUUGAAUCAAGCCCCCGGAUUCCACUGCAACCCAGUGCAAGGAGCCAUGUAAUGCUUUCCCCGAUCGAAAGCUACCUCUCUGCGUCGCGUGGAAGCAGCCAAGGCACAAGGCCAGGCCCCAGACAUGUUUUUCUGCCUCCGACUGCUGGAAGAGACGGGCAUCUGCGUGGUGCCCGGCAGCGGCUUUGGCCAGAAGGAGGGCACUUUUCACUUCAGAAUGACCAUCUUGCCGCCCCUGGAGAAGCUGCGGAUCCUGUUGCGGAAGCUGACCCAGUUCCACGCCAAGUUCCUCCAGGAAUAUUCCUAGCCUGCAGGGGCCCAGCACAGGGGGGUGGGCACAGCACCAGAAGGACGCGGGGGGUGGGGGUGGGGGUGGCAAGGCUCCUGCCUCCCCAGUCAUCUUCCAGUGGCCACCUGACAUUGCCCUUUUCACACCUGGCCAGGCCUGCUUUUACCUAAGCAAUAAAAGAUGGCGGCCAGCGGAAUAGCCGGUGCCAGUCGACUGGACUCUUUACCCAGAAGGCAUUGCUUGGACUUUGGGGCUGCUUCCUUUGGCUCAGACCUCCCGACAAGACUGAGAUGGGGGAGGGUCUCUGCCUAGGAGACUGUUCUUGCAAGAUACCUUUGCGCCUGUGAAUCCAAAACACCGGGUGGGCAGAUGAACUCAGGAGGCUGCCUGAUGCCCCCCCCCCAGGUCUAAGUAUCGCCACCCCGGCUUCUCUGGGUUGUCUGACAGAGAAAGCUCUUUCCCAACACCGGCCCCUGAGAUCCUCGUAACUGGCGGGGCUGCUGGGGACGGAGCCGAGGGUCUUCUGUACGCAAAGCAGGGGUCCCGCUGCUGAUCCGCAGCCCCCUCCUCUAAGAGUUCUUAUGGCCCAGCCGGGGCUACGGCACGAAGGCCAAGUUGCCAGGAGGGCCAGGAAAUGCAGCCUAAUGCUCGCCUUUCCCCUCACAGUGCCAAGUGAGCCUUCUUCUGUCCCCAGCAGGGAUGCUGCCCCAGGGUCCCCGAGGAUGGUCGUUCUUCCUUCUCGCAUUCUGGGGUUCCCACUCACAGGGCAGGGGGGCAGUGGAGGGGCUCGGCACUGCCUGCCUGUCAGAUUCGGAUCUGCUCCCUGGAGUCUGGGGGUGUCCAGCAGCACCCAGGGAUGUGGCGUGGGUGGGCCUGCCCGAGGGGUUCUCAACUUGGGCGUCGUGCUCUGCUGUAAGGUUGUGCACCCCCAUUGGCAUGCCUGUGUGUGGGACACGAGAGGAUCUAUAAAAGCCACUGGAAUGAA